AACUUUUCAGGUCCAUCGGUCCGAGGCUUCCAUCCUGAACCUCCCCCGGCACGACAGACUUGGUUGAGUCCGGGUUUCAGUGGAUCCAAGAUGGCAGACCAAGCGGCGAUGUGCUGAAGUUCACUUUACACUCUGAAAGCCGGAGCUUGUUGUCCUCGUCCCUCCUGUCGGAUCGGUGCCUGUUGAGAGCGAAUGCUGGAGUCCUUUGCAUGGAUCCAGAUCAAAGAGUUUUCUGAUCUGCAGUGUUUUCCAGGUGUCAUUCUGGGAUGUCCAGGCUAAGGGGCCCAAGGGGGCUCCGCCCUGAAGCACGGACGAUCUCACUGCUCAGACUACGCACGCCUCUAGAGAUGGACACAUCCACACGUAGAGACACCUGCUCAGCUGCCUGAGACAGAACCUCCCCCUCUUUGAUUGCCUAUUAUUAGACACUUGAUCCAUCAAACAAUCCUUCAUCCUGUCCUCCUUGGAUUGUACGAUGCGCUGCAGGGCGACAGGUGCCAAGCAGGUAAUGGAUGAUGUUGGCCAUGGUGACCUGAAGUAAAUGGCUAUUCCUCAGCACAGAUCAGUGCCGGUAUCUACUGCUCAAUCUUCCUCCUCCACUCCCCCCUCCUCUCACCCGCCCUCCACCUUUCUGCCUGGUGCUGCCUCUCCCCUCAAACACCAUGGUAGGUGCUGGCUUGGGUGUGUGGAAGCUAAUGCGAGGUGUCCGCCAGCUGGAGCUCCACCGCCUCAUCCUGGCCCUCAUCAUCUUCUGCGUGCUGUCCAUGGCCUUCUUAGCUUACUACGUCUCCAACAGCCCCAAAAUCAAAGAGGCCCCCCCUUUGCCCUUCAGUGACUGUGGCGGAGGAGGGGCGAUGUCGCUGGGAGCGAGCACCGCAGCCGCUGGAGGAGGGUCAGGAGUCCAGAGGGCACCUCUUUACCUCCCCCAACGGCAGGGCCGGCUGCAGCAGGUGAAGGCGGUGGACUCCACCAGGACGGAGCCUGUGGUUCUGGUGUUUGUGGAGAGCAUCUACUCCCAGCUGGGCCAGGAGAUCGUGGCCAUAUUGGAGUCCAGCCGCUUCCACUACCGGACAGAGAUCGCGCCUGGUAAAGGAGACAUGCCCACGUUGACGGAGCACAACCGUGGGCGCUACACACUGAUCAUCUAUGAAAAUGUGUUGAAAUAUGUCAAUCUGGACGCCUGGAAUCGCGACUUGCUGGACAAGUACUGUACCGAGUACGGAGUCGGCGUCAUUGGCUUUUUCAAAGCCAAUGAAAACUCGCUCCACAGUGCACAGCUCAAAGGUUUCCCCCUCUUCCUCCACUCCCACCUGGGACUCAGGGAUUACCGGAUCAACCCCAAUGCUCCUCUACUCUACAUCACCAAGCCCAACCAGGUGGAGCAGGGCUCUCUACCAGGGGAUGACUGGACCAUUUUCCAGUCCAACCACUCUACCUAUGAGCCAGUUCUUCUGGCCAGCACCAAGUCCUCUGAGGCCCUAGCACAUGUUGGACCCAGCCCCUUGCGGGCCCUCCAUGCCACAGUGGUCCAGGACUUGGGGCUCCAUGAUGGCAUUCAAAGGGUUCUCUUUGGAAACAAUCUCAACUACUGGCUUCACAAGCUGGUGUUCGUUGACUCCAUCGCCUACCUGACCGGGAAGAGGCUGUGCUUGUCUCUGGACCGCCACAUCUUGGUGGAUGUGGAUGAUAUAUUCGUUGGCAAGGAGGGAACCCGGAUGAAGGUGUCUGACGUGGAGGCAUUGCUCAAUACUCAAAACAAGCUGAGAGCACUGGUUCCUAAUUUCACCUUCAAUUUGGGAUUCUCUGGAAAGUUCUAUCACACGGGUACUGAUGAAGAGGAUCUGGGAGACGACAUGCUGCUGCAGCACAGGAUGGACUUCUGGUGGUUCCCUCACAUGUGGAGCCACAUGCAGCCUCACCUCUUCCACAACGUCAGCGUCUUGGCAGAGCAGAUGAGGCUCAACAAGGUCUUCGCUCAGGAGCACGGCAUCCCAACGGACAUGGGCUAUGCAGUGGCUCCGCACCACUCGGGUGUUUACCCAGUUCACAGCCAGCUCUACGAGGCCUGGAAGUCCGUGUGGGACAUCAAGGUCACCAGCACCGAGGAGUACCCUCAUCUGAGGCCCGCUCGGUACCGCCGGGGCUUCAUCCACAACGGGAUCCAGGUGUUGCCCAGGCAGACCUGUGGUCUGUUCACCCAUACAAUCUUCUAUAACGAGUACCCAGGAGGCUCCAAGGAGCUGGACAAGAGCAUCAGAGGAGGAGAGCUCUUCCUCACUGUCCUCCUGAACCCUAUCAGCAUCUUUAUGACACACCUGUCUAACUAUGGCAACGAUCGCCUGGGACUGUACACCUUUGAGUCUUUGGUGAAGUUUGUCCAGUGUUGGACCAACCUCAGGCUGCAGACGUUGCCCCCCCUCCAGCUCGCUGAGAAGUACUUCCAAAUCUUCCCUGAGGAGAGGGACCCGCUCUGGCAGAACCCUUGUCACGACAAGAGACACAAAGAUAUCUGGUCUAAAGAAAAGACCUGUGACCGCCUCCCCAAAUUCCUCGUCAUUGGACCACAGAAAACCGGCACCACAGCGCUUCAUUCAUUCCUGAGCCUCCACCCAGCUGUCACCAGCUCCUUCCCCAGCCCCAGCACCUUUGAGGAGAUCCAGUUCUUCAGCGGAGCCAACUAUGAGAACGGGAUCGACUGGUACAUGGACUUCUUCCCAUUUCCUUCCAACGUCAGCACCGAUUUCAUGUUUGAGAAGAGUGCAAACUACUUUGACACCGAAGCGGCGCCUAAGAGAGCCGCUGCCUUGCUCCCCAGAGCCAAAGUCCUGGCAGUGCUCAUCAACCCGUCCGACCGGGCGUACUCCUGGUACCAGCACCAGAAGGCCCACCAGGACCCUGCAGCCCUAAACAACACUUUCCAUGCAGUGGUGACAGCGGGCCCCUCUGGCCCCAGGGACCUGCUGGCCCUCCAGAGACGCUGCCUGCUCCCCGGGGCCUACGCGCCUCACCUGGAGCGCUGGCUGCAGCACUACCAGCCCAGCCAGUUGCACAUCGUGGACGGAGCCCUGCUCAGGUCCAACCCCUCUCUGGUGAUGGAGGGGAUCCAGAGAUUCCUCGGUGUCACUCCCAUCUUCAACUACACCCAGGCUCUAAUGUACGAUGACAGCAAAGGUUUCUGGUGCCAGCGGGUGGAAGGAGGUCGAGCCAAGUGUCUGGGAAAGAGUAAAGGCAGGAAGUACCCAGAGAUGAGUCCUGAGUCGCGGGCCAUCCUGGCCGAGCACUACCGUGAGCACAACAUGGACCUGCUGCGUCUGCUGAACCGGCUGGGCCACGCGCUGCCCUCGUGGCUGCGCCAGGAGCUCCAGAGCACCAGCUGGAGCUGAGGCCACACCCCCUCGCUCGUGCACAAGGACAAACCCACCACAGAAAAAGCCGGGACAGAGUCUGGAGGAGCCUGCGUUUGGCUCUGGGUUAAACUGGAUUAGCUGAUCUGUAACCAACAGCAGGGGAGGAGCUCCUGUUCAACACGAGAUCUCCCUCAGAGGGUCGGAUCAGUUUCCAUCAUCCUGCCAGCACUGGGAAGCAGCCCUCAGCCUCAGCCAGUGGGUGUUGGGCGGGGGAGCUGACACUGAACACAUGGACUGGGUGACCAGCAGGUUUGGGGAAUAGAGAACUUAAUGUGAGGAGGUGGAGUCGGUGUGGAGUCGUGAGGGGACCCAGGACGGAGGCACACACGUCUCAUCAGGCUGAAUAAGACUGUUCAGAGAGGGUCUUGCUCCCCCCCCACAGACACACACACACACGUUUCCUAGUCCAGAUACUGUGUUUACUGACACUUUAUAAAGGGGUAGAUGACAGGUGGUGUAAAUACCAGGUUUGGUCCAGGCUCAGCUUAUCACAAUGUCCUGUGAAUGACGCUGUUCUCCCCCUUGGGUCAGUGUGUUUUUUAACGAUCGCUAGCUUUUACCCUCCGUAGCAUAGUUUAUUUUUGUUGAUGUACCAUCCACGUUGGAAGCGUGCUGCUGAGCACAGCGUGUGUUGUAGGACGGAUUUUUUACUCUUCAUAUUUCUCGACCAGAACGUGAAAGUUGAGGUUGACGUCAGAUCUUAAUGGACUAACGGAUGGGUUGGUGUUGCUGGCUGUGUAGUAUUCAGUGUUUCUGAAAAGGGCUGCUGAGGCUCAUGGCUCCUGCAGCACAAGCUGCUGGGACAGCACCGUUAAAACAUCUCCAACUGUUGACCUGCUUUGACUGUCCGAGAUACGAGUGCCAAACAUGAAAAUGUUCCACAGGGACAGCGGUUGCCUCUAUGGGUUUUCUAUGGAUUUAGUAUUGCACUUUUGGGGCCCCCCAAGAGACAAGUGAUACCAUCAAUGACAGCGCUCCUCCAGCACCACAGAGACCUCAUAGCUUAGACUCCACAGACUGACCAUGAAUGACUAGCAUGUGGACUAUACAGAGUGAACCUGGACUACGGGCAAGUACGACUUGAUCCUUGUUAUUUAUUUAGUCCUCAAUCAGAACCUGUUUUCACCAGUUUAAUAGUGAGAACAUGGCAGCUCUACACGGAUCCUGCCCGCCAUGUGUCCUUGAGACGCGCUCCUGGACCAGAGCUCUUCAACCCUUCUGUGGGUUCACGAGAGACUGGGGGACGAGCACCUCGGCCAGUAGCAAGGGACAACACCUGUCCAAUCUUCUGGGAAAGCAGCACAGACUGCAACGCACACACACACACACACUAGUCUCCGUGAGAGCACACGGGGUCAGAGCCAGUAUGGAGACCAAUCAGAAGCUGCUGUCUUGUUUGUUUUGUAUAAAUGUCCAAAAGGCCAACCGUGUAUUCGCUCUAAUAAACACAGGUUGGAAACAAUG
Molecule: messenger RNA, 4871 nt
Organism: Pungitius pungitius (ninespine stickleback)
Lineage: Eukaryota; Metazoa; Chordata; Actinopteri; Perciformes; Gasterosteidae
Gene: ndst2a
Product: N-deacetylase/N-sulfotransferase (heparan glucosaminyl) 2a
Exons: 15
Coding region: 663-3383 (906 amino acids)
Cellular component (GO): Golgi apparatus
Molecular function (GO): deacetylase activity; heparan sulfate N-sulfotransferase activity
Source: RefSeq, a predicted model, not a curated record